AUGUCGUCCAAUCUCGCCAAGCAGCUCAAGGCGCUCCGGCCGCGUGACCUCCACUCGCGGGAGGGCAAGUCGGGCGUGCCGGUGUACACCUCGUUCCUCUUCACCAUGCGGCAGGCGGCUGAUGUGGACCUCGCCUCGCUUCAUUUUCUGGCCACCAAUGGUCUCGCGGCACUUGUUCGCAUUGAACCUCGUCUGGCAAAGUUUGAAGCCGUGCUCUUUCCCCGAGAGCUGACCCCGCUUCGUCGCUCGCUGCUGACGCAGGAACAAGCCGAUGAACUCGAUGGUCAUCUCGAGGAGUUUAUCGCUCUCACCGCGCCGUACUUUCUCCUCAAAUCAACCGGAAAAGUCCUCGAGUUCCUCAUCCGUCGCUACUCUAUCCAUACCCACAACGUCGCCGCCCUCGUCGGUGCCUAUCUCCCCUAUCACGCCACUCCGCUCUUUGCCCGCCUCGUCAUGGUCCUCAAUCUGGGUGGCUCAUCGGGCUCGGCCGGCAACCUGACCUCGGCCGCCUCGCCGCUGCGUCUUCAUCACGCCUCGCUCGACUUUGCCUGGCUUGUUGGCGUCAAGCGGAGCGGCGUCCCGCUGCAGCGCGCUAACCUGCUCAAGUGGCUGGUCAAGGACCUCGCCACCCUCAACUGGAUUGCCUCGGCCGUCACCCACGUCCUCUCUUUCGUUCCCGAUUGGUCCAUCGGUGCCUCAUUCUUCCUCUCGCUCCUCUCCGGCAUUGCGGGUUCGUCGCAGCGCCUCUCGGAGCGCAAGCUCGGCGUCCUCCUCCCCUCGGUCGUCACCGCCGCCACCUCGGCCGUCCCGGACCUGCAGCUCGCGGCCUUUAUGCUCCUCGCCCAGAUCUCGGCCCGAACCACGCUGGCUCUCACCGUCCUCGAGCCGUUCCUCACCCUCCUCGCUGCCGCGGUGCCCUCGGCCCACGCCCGCUACGCCAUGCACACCCUGGCUGUGGUGUGUGGGACUCAGGGCGUCCGCCGCCUUCCUCUCGACGCUACCCGCGCCCUCCUCCACGCCGACCGCGCCAUCGGCGCAGGCUCUGUCGCCACCCACCUCGUGGCCAUCGCCUCGGCGUCGGGCGGCUCGCUUGAGCUGGCCACAGCCCUCGCCUUCCCGCUCCUCGCCUCGUGCGUCGACGUCUACGCCGCCGCCCUCACCAACGCCAUGCCCGACGCCGCCGACUUGGCCUCGCAAAUCACCCCGCUCCUCUCCGACGUCGCAUCGCUCUUUCCGGCCCUCUCGUCGGCGGCCACCACCUCGCUUCUCGACCCGCUCUUUGACGCCCUCGCCGCCGCGCCGCCGUCAGCCGUCGCGCCAAAGCUUGCCACCGACCUCACCGCCGUCAUCUCGCUCUUCUCACUCCGCUUCGGCUCCGCCUUUGAGCUUGCCCUCGACGCCGCCAUGGCCCGCGCCCGCUCCUCGGAUGCCGCCGCUCCGCAGACGCUCUCCGCCUGGCUCGACCUUGCCAUGCCGUCCUCGCUCCGCGUCUCCCAGGUUGGCUCCGGCUCGUUGUACUACGCGCUCAACUCCGGCUCGACUUCGCUCCGCGUCGACGCCCUUGUCCAGCUCGCUGACCUCCUCACCACCGACGACCGCCUCGCCGACCUCCUUGCCGCCGAUGACGACUCACCCGACGCCAAGGAGCGCGCCUUUGUGCAGGACACCCUCCGCUCCGCGCUCGCCGAUCCGGAGCCGUCCAUCGUCGCAGCCGCCCUCGCCGCCGCCCCGAUCACCGCCCUCGUCCCCAUCACCGAGCUCGUCGCAACCAUCGCCGCCCUUCUGGCCUCGCCGCCAUCGGCCUGGUCGUCGGCCGACACCCGGUCUGUCGUUGUUGCCGCCCUUGCCGCCCUCGCCGACUCGGCCUCGCGCCUCGCGCCCGAUGCCCUUGUUGAGCUCGAGUCCGAGGACGAGUCGCAGGGCACGCUGCUUGUUGCUUUCCAGCUCGUCGCCGCCCAUCUCGCCGCCACCACCAAGUCGCCGGCCUCGUUUUCUGCUGCUCUUGCCGCCGCCAUGGCUCUCGCCGAUGCUGGCGCUCUCCCCGAGUUUGCCGGCCUCACCACGCAUGCCUCGCUCCGCAAGGCUGCCAAGUCCCCGCCCAAGGUGGCGGACUCGGCCGCUCUCGACGAUGUCUACGCUGUGCUCCUCGCUGGUCUCGCGUCCGGCCUCGCCGACUCGCCGCGCCUCGCGGCUACUCUCUCGUCUGCGGCAUCGGGCGUUGCCUCGCCGCUAGCCUGGUCGGCCCUCCCGCUUCUCCUUGCCGCCUCGAUUGUCACCCUCGAGCGGACCCGCCUCGCCCUCCUCAGCGCCGACUCGCCCGCCGAGGCUGCAGCGCUCCCGCGCCCGCAUCUUGCCACCACCCUCCUCCCGCAGGUCCUCGCGCUCGUCCGCGAGACCGUCACCCCGAACCUCGCGCUUGCCUCGCUUGAUGCUCUGACCGAAGACGAUCUGCCCCGCGGCUCGGCCACUGGCCGCCUCGGUGCCCUCGUCCGUACUGCUCUUGCCUCCCACCGCUCCGGCUGGCGCAAGGCCCGCGCUCUUCUCGCCGCCUCGGUCCUCCGCGCUGUCGCCGAAGUGGCCGACGGCCCGUCGCUCGCGCCAAUCUUUGUCGUGGUCUGCGCCACCCUCCCUCCGCGUCUCCACCUCGUUCUUGUCGCCGUCCUCCUCACUCGCGCCGCGCCCUCCGGCGCUCUCGCUGAUGCGCUUCCGUUCCUCCACGCGCCGCUUCAGCUACCAAGUCUUGUCGGCAUCGACCCGCGUGCCUCGCGCUCGUCACUCCAGCUCGUCCACAUCCGCGCUGUCAACCACGUCCUCGCCCUUCUCCAGGCACCGGCCGCCGCGGCUGGUCUGGUCUCGGCCAAGUUCUCGCCCAAGUCGCCGUCGCUCCUCUCUGGCCUUGUCGCGCAUCUCCUCAUUGCCGCCGCCUCAGCUUUUGCCCCGGUCCGCAGCCUCGCUGUCUCGGCCUUUGCCGCAGUCGCCGCUGCCAUUGCAAAGCCGCCGGCGGGUGCCGCAGUCACCGCCAAGCAAGCCAAGGCGCUUGCCCCCAUCGCCGCCCUCGCCGACGCGGUCAUUGCCCGCUCCGGCGAGAUUGCCGCCGACGGCGGCGUCCUCGGGCGAAUCUUUGCCGACGCCGCCGCCAACACCGUCGCCAAGUCGGCCGGCAAGAAGGGCCGCAAGACCGCCGAGGCUCGCCUCAAGGCUUGGAUCACCACUCUCUUCUCGGCCAUGCUCGGCUCUCAGCCGGCUGUCGCCCACCCUGUCGCGCAGGCUGUUCUGGUCCGGAUCAUGAUCGCCUCGCGCUCGUCGCUCGUCUAUGCCUCGGGUGGCUCCAAGCUCCUCGGCCAGCUUGCGGGCAAGGCCUCGCAGAACACCGAGUGGGACGCGUCGUCGGAGCUCCUCCUCGUCGAGUCGCUUGACAUGCUCGGCGCGCCCGGCGUCCCACAGCUUCUCGGCUCGGACCCGGAGCCGUUUGUCACUCUCUUCUCGGCCGCGUCGUCGGCCGCUGUUGUCGCCGCUGCCGUCAACGUACUCUCACAGCAGGUCCUUGACGAGCUGCCCUCUGACUCUCAGCGCGUCGCCGUUGUUCACGCCCUCAUCAUCGCCAACUCGCGCGCCAAGGCCGGCCAACUCGACGCAGCCGACGCGCACAUUGUCGUCCCGCGCGCCAUCCUCGCCCUCCUCCACUCGCUCGUCCUCUCCGCGCCGCUCCUCGAGGCGCUCAUGCGGGCCGCCGAGCGCUCGGCUGCUGACGCUUCGACCGCUCUCGACACUCUCGACGGCGAUGAUGACGCCGCCGAGAGCUCGGCGCGCAAGCGCUCGCGCCGCUCCGCUGACGCCGAGCCUGGUCACGCCGAGGCCCAGCUGAGUCAGCCGGCCGGCUCGUGGCGGGUUGUCACCCUCGCCAAGGUCCUCGAGUGGAUCUUUGAAAUCCGCGGUGUGAGCGGCUUCUCGCACCUUGUUCCGGUCCUCUUCCACCACCUCUCGUCGCUACUCUCGUCCAGCUCAGCGAGCAGCGCGAGCUCGGGUGCCUCGUUCGACGGCGAGUACACCAAGCAGCUCCUCCUCCGCGCGCUCCGGCUCUCGCUGGAGCAGGAUGAGGUGGUCGGCGACGAGGCGGCUCUGUCGGCGCUCGCACAAUACUUUGACAUCCAGAUCGUUGUUGCCGUCCUCCGAUCGCAGAGCUCGUCGCCAGCGACUCACACUCAUGCGCUGCAGCUCCUGGCCAAGCUCGCCCGCAUUGUGCCGGAGCGGGUCCUCCACACCAUCAUGCCGGUAUUUGCCUUUAUGGGCUCGUCAGCGGUCAAGCGCGACGACGCGUACACCUACUCGGUCAUCGAGGCCACGCUCCGCCAGGUGCUCCCGCCGCUCCUCGAAGUCGGCCUGGACGCCUCGGGUAUCCUAGUCAUCUUUGGCGAUGCUUUUGGCUACAUUCCGCAGCACCGCCAGCGGUUCCUCUACCGCGUCCUCGUCGAGACCAUCGGCGGCUCGGCGCUCACCUUCCUCGCCCUCUACUUUGUGCUCAAAGCCACGUCGGGCUCGGGCGACGAGGCCGGCGCGUUUUGGGACAUGACAUCGGCGCUGCUCCUCGAGUUCCACCCGCUCACUGCUCUCAACUCGCUCGCACAAGUUCUCGACGUUGUCCACGCGCUUCCCUCCACCAAGGCCGAGUACAACUCGGCCCGGAUGGCGGCCGAGGCCGAGGCCGACGACGACGCUGCCGCUCUCCACCGUGGCGAGGUUGCUAUGGUCGGUGGCGGCUCGGCCGCAUUCGACUACACCAAGCACAGCUUUGACGAUGGCCUGGCGCUCAAGCUCGGCAUGACCCGGUUUGUGGGCGAGUUUGUGGCGCUCGACGAGUUCCUCGAGGCCCUGGUCGACGUCGUCGACUCGGCCGAGGCCCGCGAUCUCUCGCGCGACGAGCUCGAGGCUGCACUGCAGGCGCUCUAUCGCUCGCUCUUUGGCCGUGGUCUCGAGCUUGUUCACCAGGCCCGGAGCGGGACCAAGGCCGGCGACAAGGCGCUCGCUGUCACCUGGAGCGAGCUCUACGGCCGGGCAGUCAACGUGCUCGACCAGCUCAACUCGCUGCUCUCGGUCGAGCAGUUCCUUGAGGUCACCUCGGCGCUCUUUGCCUCGGACGACGUGCUCAUCCAGCAGUCUGCACUCGAGCUCUUCAACGCCAAGAUCGAGCGCGAGAAGGGCGAGUUUACCUCGGACGAGCAGGCGAGCUUUGUGGCCACCGUCCCACAGCUCGGCGAGCUAAUCUCGCAGUCGACGUCCGAGUCGGCGGUCCAGAACGCGCUCUUCUCGCUCUCGAUCGUCACUCGCGCCUUUGGCCACGUCUCGCGCGAGGCCUUUGGCGAGGUCCUCCCGCUGGUGGUCGGCCAGCUGACCGGCGAGGCCGGCAGCUCGGGCGGAGUUCACAUGUCGGCCCUCCUCUGCGUCGCCUCGCUCACCGCCACCCUCGGCGUCAAGGUCCUCGCCCAGGUCCCGGUUCUCCUCCCGUGGCUCGUCGCCGCUCUGCAGGCUGGCCCGGACGCCGUCGCCGAGCCGGCCAUGGCCAAGCACUUCCAGGAGGCGCUCCUCACCGCCGUGGAGAUGGUUGUGGCCCAGCUGCAUGCCUUCCUCAACCCGUACCUCAUCCCGCUGCUCACCGCGCUCACCUCGGACUACCAUCUUGGCAGCUCCAAGGGCGUCCGCGUCCUGCGGGUGUUUGGCAAGCAGGUCCCACCGCGCCAGCUCAUUCCAGCCCUCUUUGCCGCCUUUGCCCGCGCCGACUCGCCGGCCGCCGCCGUCGCCAUCCUCGAGGUCCUCGGCGUUGCCCUCGAGCACAUGCCCAAGAAGCGGGUCUUCGAGGUUGCUCCCGACGUCUUUGACUUUGUCCUCGACGCCUCGGACGCGCCCGCGCUCGCCGACGACACCCGGGAAGGCCUCCUCGCCACGCUCGUUCGGCUCGUCCUCCGCCUCAACGAGAAGACCUUCAAGCCGCUCUUUGUCAAGCUCUGCACUUGGGCCGAGCGCGGCGCCCGGACCGAGACCUUCCUCUCGUUCCUCGCCGCCCUCGCCGGUGCGCUCAAGUCGAUCUUUGUCCCCUACGUCCCGUCGUUCAUGGCUGUCGUCGUCGAGGUGCUCAAGCGCGGCAACGACGCCGACGCCGACGCCGACGAGGCGAGUCGCGGCAAAAAGCGCCGCAAGACGGCAGCCAAGGCCAAGGCCGUCGUCCACAGUAGCGGUGACACGUCGUCGGCCCGCGAGCUCGAGCUCGCCCUCCGCCUCCUCAAGCGGGUCUUCCGCUACGACGCUGAUGGCAUGAUGAACCGCGAGCGGUACAACGAGCUCUACCCGCUGCUCGUCGCCCUCGUCCCGCGCGUCGCGUCCGAGCGCGGCGACGUUCACCGCCUCUUUGUCGACGCCGUCGGCGAGCUCAUGGUUUGCGUCUCCAACGACGCCUGGUGGAAGCCGUUCAACUUUGAGCUGCUCAUGCAGACCCGCUCGCCCAACCCAGCCAUCCGCCUCGUCGUCGUCGAGGUCCUCAUCCGCCUCUACGCCCUCCUCGAGUCCGACUACCUCAUCCUCCUCCCGGAAACCGUCCCCUUCCUCGCCGAACUUACCGAGGACGACGAUUCCGAUGUCGAACGCAAGACUGCAGAGCUGGUCAAGAUGAUCGAGGCUGUUCUCGGCCACUCGCUCUCCAAGUACUGGUGA
This is a messenger RNA of Thecamonas trahens ATCC 50062, 6702 nucleotides long. RefSeq lists its product as uncharacterized. Lineage: Eukaryota; Apusomonadida; Apusomonadidae. Gene Ontology annotation, biological process: maturation of SSU-rRNA from tricistronic rRNA transcript (SSU-rRNA, 5.8S rRNA, LSU-rRNA); positive regulation of transcription by RNA polymerase I. The transcript has a single exon. Gene Ontology annotation, molecular function: snoRNA binding. Gene Ontology annotation, cellular component: small-subunit processome; 90S preribosome; t-UTP complex. The coding region runs from base 1 to 6702 and encodes 2233 amino acids. The record is from RefSeq and is a predicted model, not a curated record.